CGGCAAAAGCAUCGAUCUUCGAUUUCAAGAACGGAAGGAAAACGAAACGUCAGAUUUUUUGGACCAGCCUCACCAGCCGACGGGUUCGGCCUUCGGACGGGCUUUCAGCACUCGUCCGAACUCGUACACCCCGAAAAAGUUGUAAUCGGCAGUUGGAAUUAAUUGGCCUUCAUGCCAAUCACGAAGCAUCGGUUGUUCUGCCUGGGGGUGGAGUUUGUUUGAGGAACGACGAGAGCAACACGGCGAAGAGAUCGAAGCGGAAGGAAGGGCUCUUGCUCGGCCCUUGCUCGGAUUGCGGACGCUUUUCCGGACACCCUCGACCUUCUGCUGAUGAACUCUCAAAAGGUGCCAAUACCUGAAAUUCUGCCAAAACCACGAGUGACCUACAUUCGCGGAGAAGGCAUCGCCUCUUCAGCGCUCUCGCAAAUUAGGACUAAAAAAUGAAGAAGCUGUUCUCCAAGUUGGACAGCCGGGCCGACGGUUCAGCCAAAGAGCCUCAGUCGUACGUGGGCAAGGUGUUCACCGUGGGCAAACACUCGGUGACCGUCGAGGACGUGCUGGCCGAGGGAGGAUUUGCCGUCGUCUUCCUCUGCAAGGGCCCCUCCAGCUCCAAAUACGCCCUCAAAAGGCUCUACGUCAACAAUGAGAUUGACCUCAACGUUGCCAAACGUGAAAUUCAAAUUGCUAGCAACCUGAGUGGGCACAAAAAUAUCAUUGGAUUCAUCGACUCGAGUGUGACCCACACAGGCAACGGAGUGUACGAAGUCCUUAUCCUGAUGCCCUACUGCCGCACCCACGUGCUCCAAAUGAUGAACCAGCGGCUGCAGACUGGCUUCAGCGAACUCGAAGUUCUCCAAAUAUUCUGUGAUGUUGUUGAAGCCAUUUCCAGGCUCCACCACUGUCAAACCCCAAUCAUUCACAGAGAUUUAAAGGUUGAAAAUAUAUUGCUGGAUGAGCAUGGCCACUUUGUCCUCUGUGACUUUGGCUCGUCCACCGGCAAGGUGCUGAGCCCAGUUGUCCACGGGGUGACGGACGUCGAGGAGGAAAUAAAAAAGUACACAACUCUUUCGUAUCGAGCGCCUGAAAUGGUUGACCUUUACUCAGGGCAGCCGAUCACAACCAAGGCAGACAUUUGGGCGCUCGGUUGUCUACUUUACAAGCUGUGCUUUUUCUCGUUGCCGUUUGGCGAGAGUACUCUGGCCAUCCAGAGCGGCCACUUCACCAUUCCAGACCACUCGAGAUACUCCAGAGGACUUCACUGUUUAAUUAAGUAUAUGCUAGAGUCCGAUCAGGAUAAGCGACCAGACAUAUUCCAAGUAGCUCACGUAGCGUUCCUGCUUUUGGGCAAAGACUGCCCAGUGCAAAAUCUUUAUAAAGUAGCUCCUAUUGAUGUCGAAAAGCUUCCUUGCCCGGAGAGAGAGUCUGAGGUGAAGAGCGCCUUAGGCAAAGUACCAAAGAGUGUGCCUGUGCAGCCGGUGGUGGAGGGCACCAGUGUGACACCUAGACAGCGGCCCAAAGGUGGUCAGCAGGUCAACGUGGGCGCCUUGCCAAUUCCACCUCCGCAGCAGAGCUCUCGUCGGCAGCUGGUGCAGCCGCCAGCUGUGCAGCCCAACUUUUUCGCGGAACCUCCUGUUGAUUUCCAACACCAGCAUCCUGCAGCCGCUCCUUGCAGUAAAUUGGUGCAGCCGGCCGAGAGCAUCGUCGACGAGGCUUCCUUGGGCGCCAACACUAACCAAGCUUUUGAGGAUCUCUUUGCAUCACCAGAAUUUCCGGAUCCCUUUAAGGAAGGCGUUGAAAAAUUAGAGGAGGUCAGCAACUUUCCUGUUUUCCAGCCACCAAUCAAGCAGCCAAGUACCCAAAACUUAUCCAGUAGCGAUUCUCCUCCGCAGCCUUGUAACUUAACUGUGUCAAAGGGACACCGCAGGAAUGUCAGUGAUACUUCAGCUUUCAACAAAGUAUUUAAUUGCGACUCAAGUCAGUUCCCGACAGUCUUCGACAUGGCUCCCAUGAAAACCCUGUCCGGCUCAAACCUCCCGUCUGGCGAAUAUUGUGAUAACAAAGAGACCGUUGGCUCCACGCAGAGUUUGAAUUCGGGAGGCAACUCGCUGACAACCUCGGUUGCCGGGUGGAACCCAUUUGGGACGUCGCCCUUUUCGCCCUUGUCAAGCGGGGAUUUUGACCAACAACUUCCUAAGGGCUCGAAUAGUGGUAUUAAUAUGAGAAGUCAAGAAAGCCUAGUCAUGAGCCAUGAGAUACCUGACGACCCAUUUAUUUGUGCGCCAUUUAGUAUGCCAGAUAAAUUAAAAAAGAGAGGUGCAUCUUUAGAAUCUUCCGAAAUUAGUGGUUUUCCACCACCAAGCUCAAGCAAUACAGCUCGGCGGCUCUUGUCUGCGUCAGGCUCCACGCGAACCACAAACCAAUGAACGUGAAAAACAUAUAUACCAAAUUCCAGCGAUAUUCUUUAAAUAAUGGCACUUAUUAUAUUUAGUUGCUGUGCAACGCAGGCUGAUGAUAUAUAAACUAUGUUCCAGUUAACCAAAUAAAGCCUAAUGAUA
Neocloeon triangulifer is the source of this 2555-nucleotide messenger RNA. RefSeq names its product AP2-associated protein kinase 1. The transcript is spliced from 11 exons. Lineage: Eukaryota; Metazoa; Arthropoda; Insecta; Ephemeroptera; Baetidae. Gene Ontology annotation, molecular function: ATP binding; protein kinase activity. The record is from RefSeq and is a predicted model, not a curated record. Bases 441 to 2423 code for a protein of 660 amino acids. Gene Ontology annotation, biological process: protein phosphorylation.